AUGGGCUCCCCUUCCGCCACGCCAUCGGUUGUCGUCAUCUCGUCGAAGAACCCUGUCAAGAUUGCCGCCGCUCGUGAUGGCUUCAGUCGCAUCUUCCCGGGCACGACCUUUGACGUCCGCGCCAUCUCGGUCCCUUCCGGCGUGCCCGACCAACCCUUUUCUGAUGAUGAGACCUUCCGUGGCGCCUUGAACCGUGCGAACCGCGCGAGGGACGACCUGCCGAACGCCGACUACUGGGUGGGCAUCGAGGGGGGCGUCCACGUCCAUUGUCGAGCGCCAGCGUCAGGGACGGAGACGGAGACGGAGAGGGAUACCCGGAAGAUCGACAAACGUGAGACCCAGGCCGGUCCCAUCGAGUCUUUUGCCUGGGUCGUCGUCCUCGACAAGGCCGGCCGCCUAGGCAAAGCCCGCACGGCGGCCUACUACCUGCCCGAGGAGACGGCGAAGCUGCUGCGCGACGGCAUGGAACUGGGCCACGCCGACGACUUGGUGCACGGAAGGACGAACUCGAAGCAGCACAGCGGGUCCGUCGGCAUCUUAACCGACGACGCCGUCGAUCGCGCCUCCUAUUACACCCAGGCUGUCAUUCUGGCCCUCAUCCCGUUCAAGAAUCCCCGCUUGACAUUUGCAUGA
Drechmeria coniospora is the source of this 633-nucleotide messenger RNA. RefSeq names its product NTPase. The coding region runs from base 1 to 633 and encodes 210 amino acids. Gene Ontology annotation, molecular function: ribonucleoside triphosphate phosphatase activity. Gene Ontology annotation, biological process: thiamine metabolic process. Lineage: Eukaryota; Fungi; Ascomycota; Sordariomycetes; Hypocreales; Ophiocordycipitaceae. The transcript has a single exon. The record is from RefSeq and is a predicted model, not a curated record.